This is a messenger RNA of Rhipicephalus sanguineus (brown dog tick), 2698 nucleotides long. Its product is annotated as zinc transporter 2. Gene Ontology annotation, cellular component: plasma membrane. Gene Ontology annotation, molecular function: zinc ion transmembrane transporter activity. The record is from RefSeq and is a predicted model, not a curated record. Gene Ontology annotation, biological process: zinc ion transmembrane transport; response to zinc ion. NCBI's taxonomy places the organism in Eukaryota, Metazoa, Arthropoda, Arachnida, Ixodida, Ixodidae. The transcript has 3 exons. The coding region runs from base 19 to 663 and encodes 214 amino acids.
CCGGUCUACCGCCGCAGAAUGGGCGUGGCGCUGCAAGUGGGUGGCGUGCCACACGGCCACUCGCACGGGACGCAUCACGCGGGCGACGAUGAGGACGCGCACCUGAAGGACCCCUCGAACGGCGUCGCAGUCAUCGAGAACGGCGGCUCGCGUCCCCACAGCAGCACGGCGCGCGGAUCGGGCAACAUCAACGUCCGCGCCGCACUCAUCCACGUCAUCGGUGACUUCCUGCAGAGCCUGGGCGUCUUCGUGGCGGCACUCAUCAUCUUCUUCAGGCCCGAGUACCGCAUCGCGGACCCUCUGUGCACCUUCCUGUUUUCGGUGCUGGUGCUGUUGUCCACGAUGGCCAUCCUGCGCGAAGCCCUGACCGUGCUGAUGGAAGGCAAGCCGAGCAGCAUCGACUUCCGCCAGGUGCUCACGCUCCUCGCGCAGCAGCCCGGAGUGCACAUGGUGCACAACCUGCGCAUCUGGGCCCUCUCCAUGGACAAAAUCGCGCUCUCCGCGCACAUUGUCAUCCGGCCGAACGAGGACGCCAUGCAAGUGCUCAAGUCGUGCUCGCGCAUGAUCCGUUCCAAUUACGACAUCUUCGAGCUGACCCUGCAGAUCGAAGAGUACCACGAGGUGAUGGACGAUUGCGCCAAGUGCAACGACCUCAGGAACUGAAAAGCGUACUACUCUCGCCCCCCAAAAUGCUGGGCGUUCCUGGCUUCCCCCUUAUAUGCCUCUUCUGCGGGCAGCGAUCAAAGUUACUGCGGCUGCGAUGCUUGACGGGAUUGUCAGCACGCCGCUUCGAAGUGCCAUCUUCUCGCUGAGAUGGAAAGUGCGGACUCAGAAGAGUGUUCACAGUUGUGAAAGUGUUUAGGAGUUUUAACUAGUAUAUAUAUUUUUUUCAUCUAAGCGUUGUUGAAUAAUUCAUCUGUGUUGUCCCGUUAGAUUCUCGCAGUCACUCUGGCCUCGACACUGAGGCGAGCAGCUGAGAUAACGAAUAAGGGUUGGCUAUACUGAACGGUACUUAUCGCAGGAAUCGGUACGCGGUGAUAAUAGGUAAACCUGCAAGGCUGGAACGAAAGGAAAAUGGUACACGAUGAAGGGUACGGAAGGAACACUCGGAAUGGUGCUCCUCGUGUGAUUAGCGUUGUUAGGCAAAGCUAGUUUUACAGGACAUAUCAUCUAUAGCCUUGUCUCAUGUGUCCCUCUCCUGAUUAGUUUUAGUUAAGAAUGUGUUUUUUUUUUCUUUUCUGUUUUUUUUUUGUCAGGGUGUUCAGACCAGUGACUUCACAGAGCAAGGCGAUAUGCUCGGAGGCUGUACAGUUCUAUCGCCACUGCGUUUUGUAGAAGUUAUGAGAUCUUUGAUAUGAUCGAAGGUUGUUCAUUUAGUUCCCGUCGUUGGUGUAUAGCCGUAACAGCCGAAUACAGUGAUUAGCUGUCUUUUGUAGUAAUUAUGAUUACUAUAAGUGUACUUACUUGCUUAUCUGGAAGGGUCAUCUUGAUCGCGUUAGCGUGUGAUAAAACCGAGCUGCGUCUCAAGAUGAUAAGAUGGGGUGGCUUGCUCGUUACAGGUACGAAAUCAGGUUGUACGUUGAGUUCUAUGCCCGCAUGUACUUGCUGAAGACACUUGAAGUAUCUUAAUUUGACGAAACAUCAUAUACGCUCGACAGCUUUCUUUCUGUUUAGUGAGCACUGGAUUCUACCAUUUACAAAAAUAAAAAUUAAAUCAGGUUUUUUUUUUUUACUGCGGGUUUAGUGAAGUAAAAUCAUCACUGCAGUCACCAGUAUUGGUCAUACGCUGGGCGCUGCAUUGUGGUGCGACCCAAAACGAGAAACGGCAGCUUUGGUCACAUGAUUCGCUUCUCCCCUUCUUUCUUCUUCUCAAUAAGGAGCAAUACUUAGCGUAUUUAAAACAUGUACAUUAUCAGUAUUUGUGUUUCUUAACGACAGAAAGGUUUAGGCACUAAGCAGUCAAUCGUCAUUGUCGGAAAAUUACUGUUCCAGGCUCUGGUCGAAGAGUGAUUUAGCGCGCAAGAUGCAUUAUCAUUAUAGUUACUUCCAUCGAGUUCGAGAUGCUUGCUCGUCAUUCGGUUUGCUCGAGAAUCUGAUCCCAUUUUUUUCGCGACAUAUAUCUUAACUUUUAAAAAAGUCCGACCGCGAGCCUGUAUUGUCUCUGCAAGCUUAUACAGUUUGUAGAGUAUAGACACGCGGUACGAUAUCAAGCCUCCGAAGGAGUCCCUUAUCACAACUCAUCUCGUAUUUUUAUGCUGGCCUUGAAAGUCUGGGGCGUUUGUUUACCAUUUAUCAUAAAUUUUUAUCUCUUUAUAGCGCUGGUAUGACGUCACUACUUAGAGCGAUGAAGCUUUAUCGCAGACCUGUAGUUUGUUUUCACGUGUAAGCCAAUGGAAACCGACAAAAAAAAAAAAAAAAGCUUCAGUGUUCAGUGUACGCAAUGUUGUGCGUUUACUCUCAACUUAACAGCGCUGGUUCGCGUACGGCAAUCGGUUGUGAUUGCUUCGACCACUGAACUGUGAUCGUGUCUUGGAAGUUUAUUGUUCACUUGUUAGUACUACACCUCAAACUUUGCUAAAUCAAUGCAAGAACAUGCAUCUCGUCCCCGUGUUUCUGGGGCUGCAUCUUAUUGUAUAUAUACGCCGUCUUUACAUUAUGUAUCGUUGUAAAUAACUUGAUAUAAAGGUGUUUUCUUUUA